Schizophyllum commune H4-8 is the source of this 4284-nucleotide messenger RNA. RefSeq lists its product as uncharacterized. Lineage: Eukaryota; Fungi; Basidiomycota; Agaricomycetes; Agaricales; Schizophyllaceae. Gene Ontology annotation, molecular function: double-stranded telomeric DNA binding; ATP hydrolysis activity; single-stranded telomeric DNA binding. The transcript has 21 exons. The coding region runs from base 1 to 3912 and encodes 1303 amino acids. Gene Ontology annotation, biological process: telomere maintenance via recombination; telomere maintenance via telomerase; double-strand break repair. Gene Ontology annotation, cellular component: nucleus; Mre11 complex; condensed nuclear chromosome. The record is from RefSeq and is a predicted model, not a curated record.
AUGUCGUCCCUCGAGAAGUUGGCCAUUCGCGGCAUCCGCUCCUUCGACGACAAGCAGAUAUCCGUUAUCGAGUUCUUCAACCCCGUCACCGUGAUCGUCGGGCACAAUGGCAGUGGCAAGACCACGAUCAUCGAGUGCUUGAAGUACGCGACUACGGGAGACCAGCCCCCAAACACGCGCGGUGGCGCAUUCGUGCACGACCCGAAGAUGGCGAACGAGAAGGAGGUGAAGGCGCAGGUGAAGCUGAGAUUUCAUGCGGCAAACGGGCAGCGGAUGCUCGCGGUGCGCAACCUCAGUGUGACGCUGAAGAAGACGACGGGGAUGACGAUGAAGACCCUAGAGAGCAUUCUUGCGGUGGCUGACGAGGCUCAGCAGGGAAAGAAGCGCGGGGUCAUCUCGACGAAGUGCGCAGAAAUGGACACCGAGAUCCCCCAGCUCCUGGGUGUAUCUAAGUCGGUCCUCGAGAAUGUCAUCUUUUGCCAUCAGGAGGACUCGUACUGGCCACUAUCCGAACCCUCCACACUCAAGAAGAAGUUCGACGACAUCUUCGAGGCGACCAAAUACACCAAGGCCCUCGACUCCAUCAAGAGCCUCCGCAAAGACCGCGUCGCUGAGCUCAAGACCGAGAAGGUCCGGCUUGAAGGCCUCGCGCGCGACAAGGCACAAUACGACAAGCUCAAGGCGCGCAUAUCCGAGCUCAGCCAGACCAUUGUAGCGAAGGAGGCCGAGUACGACCAGGUCAAGGUCGAGUACGAGGCGAUGGUGGACGCAAAUCAGAAGCUGUACGAGCAGGCGAACGCCUUCCGCGAGACGUACAUGAACGUGCAGAACCUGGAGAACCGAAAGAAGCAGCUCAAGCAGGAUAUCGAGGAGGCGAAGGCAGAGAUGAAGGAAGAGGAAGGCUCCGACGAGGAAUUAAGGGAGCGUCUCCGGAAUCACGAGAAGCACAUUGAGAAGGAGAAGGGUCGGAGACUCACGGAGAUCAACGCGAAGGAGGAUCUCGAGGAAGAGCUAAAGGCAAUGCGCGAGGAGCAAAUGCAUGACACUGCUAGGCUCGGGAAGCUGCGCGCCGAGAAGGAGGCCCAAGAGCAACGCAUCCGCGAUAGGGAGCAGAUCAUCCGUGAACUUGCCGCUAAGCAUGGGAUCUCCGGCUUCAACAUAACGCCCUUGGGAGCGGACAAGGUCGUGGAGUUCAUCUCGCGACUAGACGACGCGUACCGCAAGAGCAAGGAAGAGCUGGACGCUCAGACGCGCAACCUCCAAACCAAGCAGGACGAGCACCAGAAAGAGCUCCUCGAAUUGGAGAAAAAGGUCGACUCCCUGCGAACCCGGAAAUCCACCAUGAAGACCGCCCUCGCCGAAAAACAAGCGUCCAUCACCCGCGACGAAGCCACACUCGACGACAUGCAGGACAUCCCUGCCCAGCUCGCCACCGUCGACUCCGAGAUCGAGGACAAGACAGAGAAGCUCAAGAAGCUGCGUGAGCAGAUCAGGACCGCCGCGUACGACAAGCAGAUCGAGGAGAAGGCACGGGAGGCAAGGUUGUUGGACGACCAGCGGAAUGAGGCGAGCCGGGAGUUCAGGUUUCUGAGCUCGCAGGCGGAGAUUAGGGCGAAGCUGCAGCUGAAGAGGACGGAGGUGCAGAGUAAGACGAAGGAGGUGCAGGCGACCAUCGAGACGAGCAGAGUCAAGUUCCGCAAGAUCAUGCAGAAGGAUCCUGUGGCCGAAACGAUGGAGAAAGACCUUGACAAGGCCAGGAUUGAGCGCGAAUCCGAGCAGGAGACCUUGGACAAGCAGGCGACCAAUGCUGCCAGCGUGGUGCAGAACUCGGAAACCGCCAUUACCACGAUGAGGCAGGAGGUUAAGACGAACAAGGAGCGCAUACGCGUCCUCGACAGGAACAUCAAGAAGGUCCUUGGCGAGCGGCCGACCAUUGAGAAAGCAAUCGCUGAGGCUAAAGAGGAAAUCGAAUUCCGUCGCAAGCGUAUCGAGGGCCUGAAAGGCGGCAAGACCUUGCUUGAGCGAUGGCUCCAAAUCGGCGAAGAGCACAAGAAGUGCCCGGCGUGUGUAAGGAUGAUGGACGACCGGGAGUUGAGAGAGUUUGAGAAGACGAUGCGCGAGCACAUCGGGAACGCGGACCCCAAGAAGCUUGACGGGACGAAGAACGAGAUGGAGGAAUGGGAGCAGGAGCUGGUCGAGCUGGAGGGUUUGAUACCGCAACAACUGGAGCUGGAGCGUCUGAAGGAGGAGACGCCCGCGCUCGAGGCCAAGAUCAAGGCGCAGGAGGACGCCCUUCCGGAGCUCUCAGCGCAGGCUGACGAGAUAACCGACAAGAUCGACCUCCUGCGCAAGCAGGCAAACGAGGUGCAGGCGCUCAAGCUGCAGGCCGCGAACAUCACCCGCCUUCAGAAGGAUGUCGAACGCCUUAAGGAAGAGAUCGAGGAGAUUGAGCACGACCUUUCGGCGACUGGCUCGACGAAGUCAACGGACGAUCUGCAGGCGGAGAUCGAGAAGAUGACGGACCAGAUUCGCUUGCUCGAGCGCGAGAAGAACCACCUCACCGCGGACAGCAACCGCAUGAACAACAGCGUCAUCUCAACGGAGAGGGAGCUGCAUUCCUUGCAGACGCGCCGGAUGGAGCUCACGUCGAAGGUUGAGAAGAUGAAGACGCUCGAGACCAACAUCGCGGAAGCCAAGAAGCGUAUAGAAGAGAUCGCGGUCGACCAGAAAGACAUCGAUGUCAGGAUACGCGAGGCCCAGGGUCCCAUUGACGCGCUCAACGCGCAGUGGGAGUCCAUCCGCGCCGAGCUGAGGGCUAUCAUUGAAACAGCUUCCGAGCAUACUCGAGCGUUGAGCUUGGACAGCGACAAGCUGAACAACAUCAACAAGGCUGUGGAGCGCUACGUCAAAGAAAAGAGCCAGCGCAUCUUGGACGAAUGCAGCAACACCGUCGAGCAACGCAAGGUGGAGAUCAACGAGCUCUCCGAGCGCGUCGAAGCGCAGCGCCGCGUCAUCGAGAAGAUCGACAAGGAGAUCAACGAGAGCGGCGCGUCGCAGGCCUCCCUGCGCGAGAACAUCCGCGUGCGGAAGAUGCAGAAGGAGAUCGUCGAAAUCCAGACCGAGAUUGACAAGGUGGACAUGGAGGAGAUUGCGCGCUCCCGAAGGGCGUUCAAGGAUCAGUAUAAGCCUGCAAAGGAGAAGGAAACGGAGCUGCAGGGGCAGUAUUCCCACAUCGGCGGCAUGCUGACGUCCAGUCGAGAACAACUGUCGACGUGGGAGCAUGACCUUCGCGACUUCAAGGACAUCAACAAGAAGUAUACGGAGCAGCUGAUCAGGGUCAAGAUGUCCGAUAUGGCAAACAAUGACCUUGAGAAGUAUGCCAAAGCCUUGGAUAGCGCCAUCAUGAAGUACCACAGUCUGAAGAUGGAGGAAGUCAACGACACGAUGAGGCAUCUCUGGAACAAGACAUACCAGGGUACAGACAUCGACGGCAUCAAAAUCCGCUCAGAUGUUGAGGGUGGCGCAUCGAAGCGGUCCUACAACUACCGAGUGGUCAUGACCAAGGACCAAGUUGAGAUGGACAUGCGAGGGCGCUGCUCCGCAGGUCAGAAGAUGCUGGCGUCCAUCAUCAUCCGCCUUGCCCUUUCAGACUCCUUCGGCCAGAACUGCGGCAUCCUCGCCUUGGAUGAGCCCACCAACGCUCUGGACACAGAAAACAUCGAUGCUCUUGCUUCCAGCUUGGUCGAUAUCAUCAACGAACGCAAGAACCACUCGAACUUCCAGCUCAUCAUCAUCACCCACGAUGAGAAUUUUUUGCGAAAGCUCGGUCAGAGUGAAGUGAUGGAGCACUACUGGCGUGUAGUCCGGGACUCCAGGCAGAAGUCCAUCAUCGAGCGUCAACGAUUCCACUAAUCUAUAUAUGUUUUGCGCCUUGCUAUCACUGUUUCUGCUGCAUCUGUCUAACUGCUCAUCUACGACUGACAUGGACAAGGGAUACUCGCACUCGUAAUUUAUGCCAUGUACUCGGUCCACUCUACACUCUGAACGAAGGUUACAUAUGUACAGCUGUACGCUCCUGCUGCUAAGACUCCAAGCCAAGAUCCUCCUUCCGACGUGCGUGAAGCUCCGACCACGGCGGCAAGCCAAACCUCUCAGGCAUCUCCGCCCAGUACGCAGAUCCCCACGACAGGUCGGCCUGUUGGACAUGCAAGAAGCAGCUAUCGCAAAGUACUCUUUCCAAGUCGUCCCAUCGAGCCUGAGGCAUGUGGUGAACGAAUAUGGCUU